Hemicordylus capensis (graceful crag lizard) is the source of this 1356-nucleotide messenger RNA. Its product is annotated as forkhead box protein H1-like. The record is from RefSeq and is a predicted model, not a curated record. Bases 85 to 1356 code for a protein of 423 amino acids. The transcript has 3 exons. Gene Ontology annotation, biological process: regulation of DNA-templated transcription. NCBI's taxonomy places the organism in Eukaryota, Metazoa, Chordata, Lepidosauria, Squamata, Cordylidae. Gene Ontology annotation, molecular function: sequence-specific DNA binding; DNA-binding transcription factor activity.
AAAAGGAGGCAGCGUCCGUCCCGUCCAGGCAGCAGCAGCGCAGCGUCCCGGCUAGUCCCAUCGCCAGCGCCACCCACACCAAGAAUGGCUGGAGCGGGGGGCAAGACCGAGGGAGCGGGGGGCCAGCAGCAGGCCGCAAAGCAGCAGCCGCCGCCGCCGGCGGCGUCUCCGGGCCCCGCGGGCAUCCGCCAGGCGCAGCAGCGCAAGAAGCGCUACCGCCGGCACGCCAAGCCGCCCUACAGCUACCUGGCCAUGAUCGCGCUGGUCAUCCAGAACUCCCCGGAGAAGAGGCUGAAGCUGUCGCAGAUCCUCGAGGAGAUCCGCACCCGCUUCCCCUUCUUCCAAGAGGACUACCAGGGCUGGAAGGACUCCAUCCGCCACAACCUCUCCGCCAACAGAUGCUUCGCCCUGGAGUUAAAAGAUCCGGGCAAGCCCAAAGCCAAGGGGAAUUUCUGGACUGUCCAUGUGGAGCGCAUCCCGCCGGAGGCCCUGAAGCUGCAGAACACGGCCCUCUCCCGCCGAGGGCAGGCCGCCUUCUCGCAGGACCUGGCCCCUUACGUGCUCCGGGGCUGCUCCUACCCGGGGGGCCCCCGCAGGGAUGGUGUGGACCAGGCCCCUGCUCCUGGAGGCAGGGAGGAGGCCCCCCCACCGCCCCUGGGGAGCUCCUUCGCCAUGGCGAGCCUGCUGUCGAAGGACGCCAGCCCCGCCCCGCAAGCCGAGAGGGGCCCUGCUCUGCCCUCGCCGCCGCCGCCGCCCGCAGCCCUGACAAGCCACCGGGGCCCCCCUCCUGGCAGCCCUGGGGCCGGCGGCUGCUGUCCUUCUUCUUCCCCCGGCCAGAGCCCCCCACCGGCCGGAGCCCCUGCCCCCUCCUCCCGCGCCCCCCUGUGCCUCCACCCCCACUGCUGCUGGAGCUCCCCCCGCCGCGCCCCCCUGCACCAGCUGCCCCCCGCGCUCUGGGGCCAGCAGCCCAGCCCCUUUGGCAGCGGCAGCAGCUGUGCCCCCCACGGGCUGGCCCCCUUGCCCCUGCCCUUCCCACCCCCAGCAGGCCUCCCCUGCAGCAGCACUUACAGCCCCCCAGCCCCCGUCAGUCCGGCAUGUUGGAGCCCUCUGGCAGGGCCCCACUCCUCCCUCUCCCUUCAGCCGUGCCCCUUGGGCCCCACUGCUCCCUGCUCGGCACCCCACAGCUUCUGGGCCCCCUGCUACCCAGUGCUGUGGGGAGACUGGAGGCCCCACCUCAGCUGGGAGCCGGCCGUGAUGGUGGAGUGGCAGGCCGAGGCGUCAGCGGCUGUGGGUCUGGCUGGGUCGGCCCCCCAGGCCGCUCAACGGGGCCUACCUGCCUUCUUCAGACCAGAAUGA